UUUAAAAUUCUGAUUUCUCUCCCGUGUAAGAUAUUAUCUUGUACUGUCCAUCGAUGUAUAAUAAUCUUUGAGCUGGCUCCUUUUAAAGCGGAUUUGAUCCUGAGAGCAUACUGAAAGUCCUCCAAGGAGAUGAUGUCGGCACUCUCUUUCACCGUGAUGCUCAUUUGUGGGUCAAAACAAAGAAACAGGUGCUCGAGACAUGGCGGUUGCAGCAAGGGAAUGUUCUAGAAGGCUGCAGGUUCUGUGGAUUAUCCCAUCUCUUUGCACUGUUAAAGGAAGCUUUUGAUUUUGUUUGUGCAAUUGAUUUAUAAUUCUACCUUGCCCUAACUUUAUAGCAUUCCUCGGUUUGUGCCCUCUUCUACAGGCACUAUCUUCAGAAGAUAGGAAAAAGAUUUUGCUGGACAUAGCAAAUGCUCUAGAAGCCAAUGAAAAAAGUAAUCAAGGUUGAAAAUGAGGCAGAUGUUGCUGCUGCUGAACAGGCUGGAAUGGAGAAGUCCUUGAUAGCACGGCUGGCUCUAAAGCCUGGCAAGAUUACAAGUCUUUCAAAAUCAUUACGUGUCCUUGCGAGCAUGGAAGAUCCAGACGGUCACGUUUUAAAGACGACCGAGCUUGCAGAUGGUCUUGUGUUAGAGAAGACAUCAUCUCCUCUCGGUGUUCUGCUAAUUGUUUUUGAGGCUCGGCCUGAUGCACUAGUGCAGAUUGCUUCAUUGGCGAUCCGCAGUGGAAAUGGUCUCCUACUGAAAGGGGGAAAGGAGGCCAGGCGAUCAAAUGCAAUUUUGCACAAGGUGAUCACUGAUGCCAUUCCAGACCAUGUUGGGAGAAGGCUUAUUGGACUGGUGACCUCAAGAGAUGAAAUUCCUGACCUACUUAAGCUCGAUGAUGUAAUCGAUCUUGUCAUUCCUAGGGGCAGCAAUAAACUGGUUUCGACUAUCAAAGCAUCAACCAAGAUCCCUGUUCUGGGUCAUGCAGAUGGAGUCUGUCAUGUAUAUGUUGACAAGUCUGCUAAUAUGCAAACGGCCAAGCGUAUUGUAGUGGAUGCGAAAGUGGAUUAUCCAGCAGCCUGUAAUGCAAUGGAAACACUUCUAGUGUAUUGGGCCGGGAUGAUGUUGCUUGUGCGUCAAAGCCCGAGAGCCCUCAACGAGAGCAUGCAGCCCAUGCAGUCACGAAGCGGGCUGUAGAUUCUGCUCCGUGUAAUUCUCGUACUCAACAUGUAACCCUAGAUGAUGAUGGUGUAAUAGGGACUACAUAUAUGGCUGGCUUGGUGCCGCCGCACUAAUUAAUAAGAAAAGAAGGA
Messenger RNA from Linum trigynum, 1294 nucleotides. The record is from the annotation of a GenBank genome assembly. NCBI's taxonomy places the organism in Eukaryota, Viridiplantae, Streptophyta, Magnoliopsida, Malpighiales, Linaceae.